AUGGAAGAUUGGAACAUGCUUGGUGCGGAUUGUGUUGUGAUAUCAUGUUGCUGCCAAUGUUUAAUGUUGCAAAUUCUUGUUUAUGUUUUGCUCAAGCUUCCAUCAAAAUUGUCUAUUAGGUUUCGAGAAGAGAUCGUCACGAUAGCACUAAGAGAUGGUACUUCAGGACAAAAUGGUAAUGAUAGCGGGUCCUGUAUGGAUGAAGUUGAAAAAGUGAUGGAAAAAUUUUAUGAAAAUGGAGAACGGCAGUCUUACUCACUUGGAGCUCGCCGCCCUGCUCAGAUCCCUCGGGGUCAAGCUGGCGACGAGCUCCAUGCCUUAUUAUCCAAGAUGGAUAAGAAUGGCAAUGGAUACGUCGAGUUUGACGAACUUGUCCAUGUCCUAAUUCCUCGUGAUUCCUCAGUGUUUGAUCGCGACGGUAAUGGAUUCAUUACCGCCGCAGAGCUGGCCGGAUCCAUGGCCAGAAUGGGACAGCCGCUCACGUACCGUGAGCUAGCCGCCAUGAUGGCUCAAGCCGACAGCAAUGGCGACGGUGUUAUAAGUUUUGAAGAGUUUGUUAAUAUUUUGGCAAAAUCUGCUGCUGAUUUUCUUGGUAUUAAGGUGGCGUAG
Molecule: messenger RNA, 609 nt
Organism: Arachis duranensis
Lineage: Eukaryota; Viridiplantae; Streptophyta; Magnoliopsida; Fabales; Fabaceae
Product: probable calcium-binding protein CML15
Exons: 4
Coding region: 1-609 (202 amino acids)
Molecular function (GO): calcium ion binding; enzyme regulator activity
Source: RefSeq, a predicted model, not a curated record